AUGUAUAUACAGAGAUUCAAUGGGAAAUAUCACAGAGCGAGUGAAGUAUCUCAGGGGGUAGUUUUACUGGAAUUCAACAGACCUCCAGUCAAUGCCUUCAAUGAUGAUAUGUGGAAGGAAUUGCGAACGAUCGUCGAUACAAUCUCAGAUACGCCUGAGAUCCGAGUGAUCGUACUUUCCUCAGCUUUAGACAAGGUUUUCACAGCUGGGCUGGACUUAAAUUCCCAAACCGAGCUGAACUCACCUGCUUUGGAUCCAGCAAGGAAAGCUAUCCAACUUCGUGAUCAUGUUUUGGAUUUCCAAGAUGCCAUUACCUCCCUUGAACGAUGCCGUCAACCGAUAAUAUGCGCAAUGUUCGGUACCUCCGUUGGACUAGCUAUAGACUUAGCAUCAGCUUGUGAUGUGAGGAUAGCAAGUAAUGAUACGACUUUCGGUAUAUUCGAAGUCAACGUAGGUCUAGCAGCGGAUAUAGGUACACUCCAACGUCUACCUAAGAUUACAGGUAACGAAUCGAAGUUGAAGGAACUUGCCUUAACUGGAAGGAAGUUCGGAGCUUCUGAAGCGAAGGAGCUGGGAUUUAUAAGUGAUAUAGUUAGGAACGGGAGGAAAGAAGUCAUUGCCGCUGCCGUGGAAAUGGCCAAAGUGAUAGCUGCUAAAAGUCCUGUAGCAGUUUUAGGUACGAAACAUCUGAUCAACCACGCAAGGGAUCAUACUAUCGAAGAAGGUCUGAGAUACACAGCUAUAUGGAACGCUUCAAUGCUACAAUCAAUAGACACAACGGAAGCUAUGAAAGCUGUCAUGGCAAAACGUAUCCCUAAAUUCGCACCUUUUGGUAAUCCGUCUUCUCCCUUGAAAUCUAAAGCCAAGUUAUGA
This is a messenger RNA of Kwoniella botswanensis, 873 nucleotides long. RefSeq lists its product as uncharacterized. Bases 1 to 873 code for a protein of 290 amino acids. Gene Ontology annotation, cellular component: mitochondrion. The record is from RefSeq and is a predicted model, not a curated record. Gene Ontology annotation, molecular function: delta(3,5)-delta(2,4)-dienoyl-CoA isomerase activity. The transcript has 11 exons. Lineage: Eukaryota; Fungi; Basidiomycota; Tremellomycetes; Tremellales; Cryptococcaceae.